AUGGCGAAUGUUUUCGAGUGCGUCGUCAGUGGAACCGGCAGCCGAUGGAUGGUGGGAACGCUCAUCCUGACGCAUUUGAUAGCGUACAAUGAGGCGGGCGGACCGGGGCUGAUGAUAGGGAUGGCUCUGGCAGCCCUGUACGCCGCCCUUGCCGGAACGUGCAAAUCGGGCAUCAAAUCGUUACAGAUCUCCUACAUUCGCACCACACACCGGGUCGACUUCUUCUGUCUGUUUCUCGCCAAGUGGAUGGACAUAUUGGCCCUGUUCUCGGCCUGUGCGGUGCUGGUACGAACGUUAAGCUCCUGCCUCGACGCCAUGACCGGUGGUUUGGCGCGGAUGUAUAUUUUAGGCCGUAACUCACCCGCCAACGAACCCUGGCCGGACGUAAUCGGUGUGGUGGUCAUCUUCAUCGUUACCGGAAUGUUUAUGCUUGGGCUGGAAAAUACCCGAAUCUUUGGCAUACUGAUGAUGGCGGGCGUCCUGCUCGUCGGUACACUGAUCGUCAUCAUGACGGGGCUGCGCGGAAAUCCUGCCCUGUUCCGCACCGAACCGAUCCUACCGAAGGGUAUCGUUGGGCUCCUUUCCGGGACGGCCCUGUCAACGUUCACUUACUCGAACGAUUUACUAAACGGUAAUUACAUCAAACGUCUCCUGGGAUUGGUCGUUAUCCUGCUAGUUUUACUAUCGAGCGAACUAGUCGGUGCGUGCUUAACGAUGCUGAUAAAAUUCAGUUCCAGCCACGACUAUGAAGCCGUCCCCAUACUUUCCAUCCUAGAGCUGAAGGACUUUCACAAGCUAAUCCCGGCCGUCGCCUGUCUGCUCGUGCUCACCUGUUCCGGCGCCCUGCUUGAGCUCUUCCCCGAGAUGUACACCCAGAUCGUGCAGCUAACCACAUCGGACUGGCGCAUCCUGGCGAAACAGAUUGGGUACGAAAAUCGGGACAGCGGAAGCCCCACGCUAACGAUCUUUACCGGUGGUAGUUUGUGUGCUAUGUUGGCAUUUGCCUGUCCGCUCGAGAAUCUCACGUACAUCCUAGCGGCAAGUAACGUUCUUGCCACGUUGCUGAGAUCUUUCCACUUUCUUUACCUACCCUUCCGGCCACACUAUCUCGAGCAGCAACAUGAGUCAAGUCUUGGGUAUAGUCGGUUGAAUACGGGUAAGCCCGCUUCUACUAAUUCCGUCCCGUCCAACACUAGCAGCGGUCCCCGGACGGGGCGUCAAUCGAGUCUUUGGUGCUUUAAAUCGUCCAACUUUUGCAACACUACCAAAGCUGCAAUAGCGCAUCACAUGCUGCCCGGCAGUCGUGGUGCAAUGUCCCACGCAAACGGCUUCAAUCGAGAGGAGCAUGAGCGGGAGUGGCUGCUUCUAGGUGAACCAUCCUCGCCAAAAGGACCACCGCACAGCCCACCGAGUACCGUCGAGUCAACCGUCCUUUCGGAUCAAAUCUCCGACAUUGAGUGUAUUGCGCUCGCGAAACCGGAAAACAUGGACAGCGAGGACAGUUCGACGGAUAUUGAUGCGAUUGUGGAUGAGUAUCGGCAGAAGGUGACCGUUUCGACAGCGGGAUACACAUCCGACGGCGAUACAUUGAGGCUGCCGACAGCAAACAGCUGGUAUCUUGCCAUCAUAUUCAUUGUGCUGAUUGUGCUGGGAAGCGUGAUAACGGCGUCUGGGUUGAUGCUGUGGGAUACGAUCAUGAUCAUUGCCGGUGUGAAUGUGGUUUUUAUUCCAGCAACCAUUUUGCUACUAUUUCCGAGGUACGAUCAAGCGAAUUCCUCACCAACAGCUCCUGCCAUGAUGACGUGCGUCAUAACAGUGCUCGCAUCGUUCAUCCUUUUCUCGGCUUCUUUUGCACAGUCGUGGCCAGCGUUGCUGCUCUGGUUUCUAGCAGGACUAUUCCUAUUUAUCCGAUGUGAUACCUGGUGCUGCCUGUGCCUGGAUCGACCCGGCAGUGGCCAAACGACGCUCAUCACCAGCGUGUCCACCACAAAGACGACCACGAUUCGCGUCCCGCGUCCACCGAAGGGAGCCAUCAUACAGACACGCAUUGCCGGCCACAGCUGACAGUCAGACUCGACCGAUAGCGAGCUGUUCGAGGACGAGGACACGGUCGAGGAGUGGACCGACUGAUGGAUCGACGGACGCAUUCCGAACUGUGGUGUUCUC
Molecule: messenger RNA, 2166 nt
Organism: Anopheles maculipalpis
Lineage: Eukaryota; Metazoa; Arthropoda; Insecta; Diptera; Culicidae
Gene: tadr
Product: probable cationic amino acid transporter
Exons: 8
Coding region: 1-2064 (687 amino acids)
Biological process (GO): amino acid transport
Cellular component (GO): plasma membrane
Molecular function (GO): amino acid transmembrane transporter activity
Source: RefSeq, a predicted model, not a curated record